AUGGCUUGGUCCGAAGCAGAGGUUGUCUGCAGAAACCACCCGAACCAAAACCCGCAACCGGGGGUCUGCCCAUCUUGUCUGAGGGAGAGGCUGUCGAGAAUAACUAGUAAUAACUGUCCCUCUUCUCCUUCUUUCUCUUCUUCGCCGGCGUAUGGCUACUACUCCUCCGCUUCCUCUUCCGGCUGCUCUUCGCCGGCCGAGGGACGGCGCCGCGGCUACCACCAGCGGGUUGCAUCUGAUGUGUUGGAUUCGAUUUACUUCGCCAUGGGUGGGAGCAGUAGUGGGCUGAAGAAGAGCAGAUCUAUGGCGUUUGCUCCGAGGAGUAUGGGCGGGAGAGAUGGCGUGAGCGCGAAGAAGAAAGGAGGGUUUUGGAAUCGGCUGCUGCUUCGCUCCGGCGGCAAGAAAUCUAAGUUCUGA
Molecule: messenger RNA, 417 nt
Organism: Sesamum indicum (sesame)
Lineage: Eukaryota; Viridiplantae; Streptophyta; Magnoliopsida; Lamiales; Pedaliaceae
Source: RefSeq, a predicted model, not a curated record